Molecule: messenger RNA, 2676 nt
Organism: Leptinotarsa decemlineata (Colorado potato beetle)
Lineage: Eukaryota; Metazoa; Arthropoda; Insecta; Coleoptera; Chrysomelidae
Product: glutaredoxin domain-containing cysteine-rich protein CG12206
Biological process (GO): sensory perception of sound
Source: RefSeq, a predicted model, not a curated record
UUCCGACGACCCAUUAGAGAGUGUGAGACAUUUGCAGCAACACAAAUAGUUCAGUCAAAAUAAGCCAAAAAAGUGAUAUUAUUUCAAAAAUGUUCAACGUAUUUCGAUAACUUCACCCCUUCACAGAUUCUAGAUGUGACAGACAACUAUGACCUGUACCAAUUUUCAGCUCUAUGCGAUUCAUUACAAAUCGAAAUGUUGAUUUUAACCGGACUAAAAGUCGCCUCUAGAAAGCCUACCUUCUGGUGAGGUGGUCUCCAAGUGGGCCACCGACUGCACAUACUUCCACCUCAACCAGUCAGCCUUCACGAGUCGAUCUUUCAACGGUUCUUGUGGACUCUCCGUUAAGACCGCGAAUAUCGCCAUCGGGUUGUUACAGUGUCUGACGCUAAAGAGGGCAGCUGCGAUUCUUUUUUUUUUUUGAUUCUGUGCGCUCUGCAGAUGGUCCGCGAAUCGGAAUAACCGCUCGUGACGCGAUUGGAUUCUGUGAUCAUGUGUUUUGUGGAUUAAAACUUGAUACUGGAAAGAUAAGCCACCAAUAUGGAAGAGACAGUCGCAGUUCCACCGCCGGUACCACCGAAGACUAAGACGCGAACCGCUACGCUGCAAGAAUCCGCAUAUUCAACGGUACUACCAAACGGUACCACUGCAGUGCCUCUCAGCAACAGCCAGUGUGAAUCGCGAGAGACCAAAAACCACGUCGUCAAAAUUCUCAUCAGUCCCCAAAACUGCCGGGGUACUACCAAAACCCUAGUGAACAGUGACAGUACCAGUGACAGUACCACUAGUACCAGCAAAACGAUAGUGAAUAGUGACGGUGACAGACAGAAAGAUGUCGUCUGUGAUACAGCGCCGUGCAUUAGGAUAAGUCUGAACGGAGAUCAGUCUGAUAUGGUUCUGAAGAAUAAUAUGGAUAGGGGGAAUGAAGUUGGGAAUAACUAUUUCUACUAUGGGGGGUUCAAUUUCGGAGUCAUGUCUAGCGGGCAGGUUUCGCCAAGUGAUACUUUGGAUUCUGGUACCUGCAGCGACAUGGAUGGAACUCCUCCACCAGCGAGUAUGAAGAAGAAGAAUGGGGUUUCUGUUACCCUUAUAGGAUCACACAAACGAGCCCCUAGUUCCAGUAGCGGCGCAGAGAUCGACAGUGACGACAACGAAAGCAACAUCAGCUGUGAUUCCCUGAACAGCGGCAAAGUAUCCCCCCUCACCACCCCAAUCGUAGCCACGAAAUCCUCCCUCCUUCCCCCCACCCUCCUCCAAGACAUUCGCCAACGUACCCCAAAAUCCACUUCACCUCCUAAAGUAGACGAAAAAUCAUAUGAAGACAGGAAGAAAGAGACAGAAGAAAAACAAGAAGACGCCAUUAUAGACCCAGAUAUGUUUUACAACUUUCAUAUAAAUGAACACGUGAACGAUAGUGUUGUGUCUAACGUCGAUUCGGUGGUGGAAAAAGAAACUUUCGCAGGCUAUAGGGACAUUCUUGGUGACGGUGCUGCCACAAUAAAGAGUGCUAAGGGGACUGUGCGGGGGGUGAAAAACAGGGUGCGGGCAGGCAUAGCGACGUUCCUGCAGAUCCAGACUACGGGAAAAAACUACAAAGAAAAAGAAGCCGGCAAAGUGGUGGUCUACACGACAACGAUGGGCAUCCUGCGGGAAACGUAUCAGGCGUGCAUGAAAGUGAAGCAGAUCCUGCGACUCCUGCUGGUCAAAUUCGAGGAACGCGACGUGUUUAUGAGCUCGGAAUACCAGGCGGAAAUCCAGGAGCGCAUGCGCUGCGACCAGAUCCUCGUGCCACAGGUCUUCGUCGACGGGGUGCACGUCGGUGAUGCCGAUACUAUUGAGAGACUAAACGAAACAGGGGAGUUGAGACGAAUUUUAAAACCAUUCAAGAGCCUAGACGUUUGUACGACCUGCAAAGUUUGUGGAGGAUUCAGACUCUUGCCCUGUCAAAUCUGCAAGGGAAGCAAGAAAUCCGUACACAGAAACCACUUCACCGCUGAAUUCGUCGCUCUCAAAUGCAUGAACUGCGACGAAGUUGGCCUUGUGCGAUGUCACUCCUGCUCGUAGUUUGUUGUUUGCUAGGUUUUAUUUCGUAUUGACGGAACUCAGCUGUUCAUGAUGUACAAGGUGUAUCAAAAGUGAAUUAUAGAGACUAAAAAGCCAGAAGCAUCUGGAUUCUCCUGAAGCUUUUUUCAUCACUCUGAAUUGUUGUGUCAUUUGGUUUGAAUUAUCAUAAUGAAAAUGAAAAGUGAAUCAGUUCUGUUACAUUUUUGAAACAACCGUCCUGUACUCAUGUACGUUGCUUUUGGUGCUUUCGUUUCCUGUUCCAUAACAAUUAGAAAACUUAAUUGAUCCGUAAAUUAGUGAAUGGUCUUUGUAAAACACCAAGUAUUUCUCAAAAGUAGUCAUGUUAGUAGUUGAACAAGCGAAUUGUAAAUAUACAGAUCAACAGAAUAAUUUAAUUGAAAUUUUUGAAAGUACUCAUAUAAGAACUUGAAAAUAAGGACAAUAUCUUUUUGGUUGUCUCCUUGAUGUGCCUGACAAAAUGUACGAAAAGUGAACUAUUCAUGCCUCAACUGGGGUUCACUGGGUUCAUCUACAAAAAAUAAUUCGAUCUGUAAUAUACGUAUGCAAUAUUAUUUUGUAAGUCAGAAAUACAAUAAAGUUUUAUAUAUUCGU